Pterocles gutturalis (yellow-throated sandgrouse) is the source of this 779-nucleotide messenger RNA. RefSeq names its product protein FAM124A-like. The annotation marks the transcript as partial. The record is from RefSeq and is a predicted model, not a curated record. The transcript has a single exon. Lineage: Eukaryota; Metazoa; Chordata; Aves; Pterocliformes; Pteroclidae.
GUGAACUUUCUGUGGAAGGCAUACAAGACCCUUUCCUUGUCAGUGUACAUAUUAUCACAGACCCAGGUGAAUCCAAGACUCUUCAACAAGCCAUUGAUAAGCUUCUAGCCUGGAUCCAUCCAGACCUCCAGCUGUUUCGAGUCUCAGAAAGACGAGUGCCCAAGAAAUGCAGGAAGCCAGGUAAGGCUGGUGUUUCUCAGCCAGCCCUUGCUAUCACUCUGUUUCUGCAAGAGGAAUAUGGAGAAGAACCGAUCUUGCAGCUCCACGAGACCUUUCAGCGGCCACCUUGGCAUUACCACCACACAGAGCGAGUGCAUGGGAAGUUCCUCCCUUACAUGCCAUGCAGCCAGGACUUCUACACUCUGGCUCCAGAGACUCCUCUGUGGGCCAUUCGCCCAGUGCACUACGGGAAAGAAAUUAUCCGCUUCACAAUAUACUGCAGGAGUGAAAACUUUGUUGACAUUUUGAAGUUGUAUGAGCUAAUACUGAAAAGACCAGUAUGUCAGAAAAAAGCGGACUUUUGUGUUUUUCCCAUCUAUUCUAACAUGGAAAUAGACAUUCAGUUUUCUUUAAAAAAACUGCCAAAGGGCCAGGUGCCAAUGCCGACAGAGUCGGCAGUGCUGGAGUUCAGAGUAAAAGAUGUGGGGCAGCUUGUGCCUCUCUUGCCCAACCCUUGCAGCCCCAUCAGUGAAGACAGGUGGCAGACAGAAGACCAUGAUGGAAAUAGGAUCCUUUUGCAGGUAAGUUCAGUACACAGAGAAACAGAAGCACAAUUAUUG